Anopheles nili is the source of this 1941-nucleotide messenger RNA. RefSeq lists its product as uncharacterized. The transcript is spliced from 3 exons. Gene Ontology annotation, biological process: resolution of meiotic recombination intermediates; double-strand break repair via homologous recombination. Gene Ontology annotation, molecular function: nucleotide binding. The record is from RefSeq and is a predicted model, not a curated record. Gene Ontology annotation, cellular component: nuclear body; RecQ family helicase-topoisomerase III complex. Lineage: Eukaryota; Metazoa; Arthropoda; Insecta; Diptera; Culicidae. Bases 1 to 1941 code for a protein of 646 amino acids.
AUGGUUGAGAUGGAAAAUAACCGUGUUAAGAUGAUAAAGUUGCGUUUGCAGCACGAGUUCAACAUCAAAGUCCUUGACGAGUGGUUGUCCGGAUGCGUGCUCUUCAGCCUGCAAGAAAAUCCGAAGAUCUCGAACGAAAACUUGUUCCAAUUUGCAUACAGCCAAUGGCUGUUAGCCGACCUGACCAAUAUUGGCAUUCCUGUGCUGCCUCCUGACUUUGACAAGAAAGUGGAGCAGCACACUCUCAGCGGAUCAUUUCCUCUGCAGAUGCAGUACAUGAUUGAUAUUUCCGAACCAGCGUAUGAGCAAUGGAGGAAUUUGUAUGAUAAAAAGCUGGACGAAGCGGACGAUGAGGUCCAGAUGAGGCGGAAUCAAGCACCCAACGUUAAAAAGCGUCGAAUGUUAAAACUUAUGCUGACCGACGGAAAACAAACCGUCGUGGCUCUGGAGCACAGUCCGAUUAGCUGCUUAUACACCCAAUUGCUGCCUGGGUUGAAAUUGCAACUAACCGGACCAUUGCGUUGCGUCAAUAAUGUUAUCUUUUUAGAAUCGAAAAAUGUGCGGGUGCUGGGUGGAGAAGUUGACGUUCUGCUGAUAACGAAUGCCUAUGAAAAUGUUCUCCUACGCGUUUUAAACAGACCAGCUAACCCCAAUCCAAAACUAGAUUAUGAGGAAGUAGAAGUGUCCGAGAUAAAAAAUCGUCCAAAUUAUAAAGCCAUAGAAUCGAUUCCGAUGAACACGCACAGCGUCGCAAAGGAGUAUCAGAGGAAAUCACAGGUAGUGGACGAAGAAGACGUUGACGAUUCGUUGCUCUUGGGAAUUGAUUUGGAUAUGGUGGAAGGAAGUCAACCGGAUGUACGCUUAGGGUCGAGCAAACCCGAACAAGUGGCUGCAAUUAGUACACUCAUGGAUGACGAUGACGAACACGACAUCGUGCAGCUGGUGGACGCAGCGAAUGUGUCGGAAAUUAUGAACCAUCAGGUGACCUCUACCAGACAUUCCCAAUCGUCACCGGUUAGCGCCAAAUCCAUCUCUAUUCAAACUCGUCCGAAACCGUCAUUUUAUGAACCGAUGGAAGAUGAUAUAGAUAUGUUAAAUACGUUGGAAGAUGAAAUAAGAAGUGAACUUCAUGACGCAUUUCCAAAAAAUCCACCAGAUGGAAAAUCAAGUACCUUAGAAUCUCCGAAAGUGAAGAAAAUUCGGAUGAUGGAUGAAUAUAUAUCUCCGCCUUUAAAAGAUACGAAAACCUCCAGCACAACAUCAGCUUUACCAUCCUUCCGCAGUGGUUGUACAUCAACAGUCUCCAAGGAAUCUAUGGUUCCUCAGCCUUCGACCAGUAAAACGUUCAACAAUUUCAAUGUCUCAACUUUGUUUGAUGAUAGCAUGGACUGUAUUCAGAAAAUUGUCACUAACAACGCUUUAUCCAAGCCCAACAUACUUUGUUCCGACUACGCUUUCUGUAUAGAUGGAGUAAACUUGGCAACGAUCGAACAAAUCUUGGCCCUUUCAGACCAAAGUCGUGCUGGUUCGACUUUUUUGGUAUAUUGCGAAGUAAGUGGUGUUAACGAUCAGCCACGUAUCCGUAAGCAGCAGUGGCACCUAAGCCUUCAGUUAACGGACCAUUCUGAUGUACUCAACUCAGUACGGUUACAUGAUAACGUGGUCGCAAAAAUGGUGAAACAUGAAGCGGCAGAUUUGAUGCAAAUGCGCAAAAUAGAUAAAGAAGGAGUGUUGCGACUGCUCGAUUCAAUUUUGCACGAUUUUACGGAGUUGUUGCAGGAAAUUAAGUGCUUUUGGCGAAUAGUUUACCCCGCUGAACCCGGAGAUUCUGAAAAUUUACCAAUCGUAAUGGCGACGUACGAGAUGAACGAAGAACGCGGUGCUAUAUUGUUGGAUAAAAUCAUCAAGGAAAACUGUAGUCAACUAAGGAAAAUGUUGUAG